CGUUUUCCCAAACUAUUCCAACCCAUUUACAUUUUUUAAUACCACAGUUCUCUGUUUAUAAACCCAGGAUCCCCCCUUUGCGUGUCGGUCAAACUCACCCUCCAUUCCCAACGAAACGUCCGAAUUUCAAUAACGGUCCAUCAUCUGAUUUGUAACAAUGUCUGACGAACUCUCUCCCGCUGCCCAAUUCGCCGCCGCUGCCGCUCAGGCAGCUCAGGCGGAGGCCGAGGCUCAGUCUCUGUUUGUGUCUGCCGUGCCUGCUGCUGUCGAAGCCGCCGACAACGCCACUGAUGAAGACGAUGCCUCUGCCCUUCCCGUUGUUGUUCCCGACACGGUCAGCGCAUGGCCCGCUACUGCUUCUGCCAUCGAUGUCGAUAAUUCUGCUGCUCUUGAUGGUGUCCCUGCCCAGGAUGAUGCCGUUUCCAACGACGAAGUCACUGAGCACUCAUCGCCCGAUAUUGCCGGCGCUGUUAUCACCGAAGGCGAUGUUGCGGAGCCCGCCGCCAUUACCAACAUGUUUAUCAAUGCUAAUGUCGCCGAUUUUACUACACCUACUGCUAUUUCGAACGUUUUCGUGGAUGAUGGCCACGUAUCGGCUGCUGCUGCUUUCGAAAACGCCACCGCAGUGGACUCUGCUGUUGCCAGCACCUCUGGUGACCACGAUGACACCGAUAUCAACGAGGCCCCGAAGGUUGUCACCAAGGCACCGCGCAAGCCCAUUGAUCUGGCCGACGAGGAGCUCUUCCCCUCGCUUGGCAGCCCAGCCACAGCAACCACAUCUGUGUCGUGGGGUGCCAAGUCCUCGGCCAGUGCCGCCAGCGCCCAGUCGAUGGCAUACCAGCUGAAGCAGAACCAGGCCACCGAGGUUGUUGACUUGCCGAUGAUGCAGGACCCCGUGGGCGAUGUCGCGCGCAAGAUCAUGGAGACCACCAAGACGCGUAUCGAGAUCUCACACAACCGCGUGCUCAACACCUCGACGUACUUGAUCAGCGGUAAGCCCGAUGCUGUGGCGCGCGCCAAGCGCGAAAUCUGCACCAAGCUCUCCCCGCGCAUUACCAAGGUUGUGCAGGUGCCCGCCAUGGCACGCGCCCAGAUUGUCGGCGUCCGCGGAAAAACCCUUGCGGGCAUCCAGACACAGACCGGUACUUCAGUGACGCUGGGUAAGUACAACGACAGCGGUAGCGCGGACCUGUUUGAGCAGAUAGAUGUCAGCAUCACAGGUAGCCAUAUGGGCGUUGCCGCAGCCGUGGCUCAGAUUGAGGCUAUUGUAGACAAGCGCACAACGAAGCGGGCUGUCAAGCUGGCGGAGCUGCCGCGUGAGGCCAACGCCAUGCUGGUUGGCAAGGGUGGCGAUACCCUUAAGGCUCUGCAGGCCGCUCACCCCGGCGUGCAAAUCCGCAUCCCCGGCCCAAUUGAUGUCGAUCAGGCCAUUGGCGUGCUGGGCGAGCGCGAUGCCGUUCAGGCGGCUGUGGCCGAGAUCACCGAGACCGCUCGCCUGUUGAUGCAGGGCUCGCAGACUGUCACAGUCAGCAUUCCAAAGCGCCAGCACCGCUUCAUUGUCGGUGAUGGCGGCUCCACACUGCGCGAUAUUAUCGAGGCCACUGGAUGCAGCAUCAGCGUGCCGGCGCCACGCAACCCCUCAGACCAGGUCACCGUACGCGGUCCCGAAUCCAACCUGGUGCAGGCGCUGGGCCUGGUGAUGACCAAGGCCAAUUCCGUGGUUGUGCAGGUUGUCGACCCGACAACCAUCCACUCGUACCCCAGGCCCCUGCUCUACGCUCAGCGUGUGCUGCAGUACCUGAGCGAGCGCAACCGCUUCCUGCGCAUCGAGAGCGAGCACGGCGUGCAGCUGCGCGUGCCCUCGAACGCCCAGGCCCAGGCGGCCACAUCCCCUGCUCAGGUGCAGAUCGAGGUGCAGGGCAAGGACGCCCACGCAGUGGCGGCUGCCAGCCAGGCGCUGAUUGCGCUGCUGCAGGCAUUCCCGCCGUACCAUUUCAACGGCAUGGAUGUCGAGCCCCAUCUGCACGCUCUGCUGGCAGGCCCCGAUGGGUCCAAUCUGACGCGUCUGCACUCUGUCCGCUGUGUAUAUACGCUGUUCCCGCGCGACUCUGCAUCGUCAGCUAUCUUGGUCGUGUAUGAGGGCUUCAACCCCGACGUCGACCGCAUCACUGACCCAGCCGAGCGCGAGCGCGCCACCCGCGACCUGCUGCGCAAGACCCUGGAGGAGUUCCGGACCACUGUGCAAAGCGACGACACCUAUGUCACCAAGGUGGCUGCUGUGCCGGUCAAGCUGCAGGCUGUGCUGGCCGAGCCCGCCGCCCUAAAGUCCAUCAUGGAGAACGCCAAGGCCACCGGAGAUGGUGUCGGCCGCGUUGUUGUUCGCUUUGGCUCGGUGGCACCAUCAGCGGCCGAGCCCGAGAACACGCGUUUUGAGCGCAAGAAGCACGAAGCGCAGCUGCAACCCGAUGAGGUUGAGGUCAAGGGCUUGGCUACCGCUGUUGACCGUGUUAUUGCCGAGAUCUGCCGCCGUGUCGACGCUGCCACAGAGUACGAGAAGCUGCACUCGUUCCGCUCGGAGGUGACUGUGCCACAGGUCCUGCUGGCCCGCGUCAUUGGCCGCGGUGGUGAGAACCUCAAGCGCAUGCAGACCGAGCACAACGUCAGCAUUGACGUCUCUGACAGCACGGGCGGCGCCACUGGUUCGGUCAAGAUACAGGGUACUGAGACUGAUGUCAAUGCAGUGCGCAGCGAGAUUCUCGAGUUUGCCGAGAAGAUGGCUGACCAGACGUCCGAGAUUGUCAGCGUGGCAGCAAACAUCCAUCGUUCUUUGAUUGGUACCGGCGGCCGGUUUGUCAAGCGCCUGGAGGAGAAGUACGCUGUGCAGAUUAAGUUCCCCUCGUCGCGGUCGCGCAGCGACAAGCACGACGACGAGGACAGCGGUGCGCCAUUGGCGGCUGACCAGAUUCGCAUCCGCGGUGGGCGCAAGGGCGUUGAGGGUUCCAAGGCCGAGCUGCUGGAGCUGGCUGCCUACGAGCUUGAGCACAACCACACGGUAAAGUUCAAGGUACCCGCAGCCGCUCUCCCGCACAUUGUCGGUCGCGCCGGCUCGCACAUCAACGAGAUCAAGGACGAGAGCGAGACACGCAUUGAUCUGGGGGAGCCCACUGAUGGCGAGGUCGAGGUGACCCUGAUUGGUACGCGCGCAGGCACCAAGCUCGCCCGCGAGGCCAUCGAGGCGACUGUGCUUGAGCAGGAGUCGCAGGUGGACAUCACCAUCGAGGUUCCCACCAAGCACCACCGUUUCCUCAUUGGAGCUGGUGGCGGCCGUGUGCGCGAACUGGUGCAGCAGGCUGGCGGCGACCCCGACCUGAUGACCGGUACCGGCGCCUGCCGCGUGCAGUUCCCGCGUGCUUCGUCCGAGAGCACUGGCGAGGUCAAGCUGAAGGGUGACCGCGCGAUCGUUGAUGCUGUGCGCGCGCGCAUUGAGCAGCUGGUUGAGGAGCGCGAGAGAAUGGUCACUAUCCUCGUUCCCGUCCCCGUCUCUCAACACGCGUUUGUCAUUGGUCGCGGCGGUGCCAACCUCAAGCAGAUGCAGGAGGCCCAUUCGGUGGAGAUCUUCUUCCCGCGCGCCGCCAACCGCAACGCGCCCGCUGCCACUGCUGCUGCCGUCGCUGAGACCGAAAACUCUGCCGACGUGCGCAUCACUGGCUUGCCCGAAAACUGCGAGGCGUGCAAGGUCGCACUGCUGAAGCUUGUCCGCGAGGAGUCCACAAUUACCGUGCCUUUGGCUUUGCACCAGCGUCUGGGUGGGCGCCAGGGCUCGCUUUGGCGCCAGGUCCGGUCCGAUUAUGACGUCCAGGUUGAUGCCACGCGUGUCGACAAGGCACCGGUCCGUCGCGUUGAUCAGUCCGCCACUGUUACUGACCCCGAGAAUGCUGCUCCGGGCACCGUUGUGUACCGCGACAUUGAUUCUGAGCUUUCGGGUCUUACCGCCGACUGGAUUCUGCGCGGUGAGAAGAGCAAGCUGGCCGACGCGAUUGCUGUUGUCCAGAAGCAUGUGGGCGGCGAGGGUGGCGUAGAGGCGCGGGUGAGCGUCGAUCCCCGGAGCCAUCGCCAUAUUAUUGGCAAGCAAGGUGCGAAUAUCGCAAAGAUCCGCGAUAUGACUGGCUGCGUGGUGACGGUACCUCGCAAGGGCAACAGCUCGCACUGGGUCACCGUGGCCGGCGAGCGUGCGGCCAUUGCCAUGGCGCUUGACUUUAUCAGCCAGCUCAUUGAGGAGCGCGAUUAAUCAAUGCCUAUUUUAUUUAAUAUAUCGUAUUAAUUACAAUACAUAUAUUUAUGUAACAGUCUCGGCUAAAGUAGACAGCUGGUUCCAUGCGCCAAAAUAGAAGCAAUGCCAGGAUAGUGCAACACGCCGGAUUUAACUCACUACAUCAGUUUUUGUACAAUAAUAUUUCUCUUGUCAUCG
Kickxella alabastrina is the source of this 4468-nucleotide messenger RNA. RefSeq lists its product as uncharacterized. Gene Ontology annotation, molecular function: mRNA binding. The transcript has a single exon. The record is from RefSeq and is a predicted model, not a curated record. Gene Ontology annotation, cellular component: cytoplasm; nucleus. The coding region runs from base 158 to 4288 and encodes 1376 amino acids. Lineage: Eukaryota; Fungi; Kickxellomycota; Kickxellomycetes; Kickxellales; Kickxellaceae.